AUGGCUUCUUAUCAACCAAAUCUUCCAUUAGCUUUAGAUGCUUUGUAUUGUGAGGAGGAACAUUGGGAUAAUGGAGAAGUUGAAAACAGAUAUAAUAAACGUUUCACAGAAGAAGAGAGUGGAUUUCUUGCUGAUUUCAUAAACUGUCAACAUCCAGUGGUGUUAUUGGAACAGGACUUGCUUUGGGAAGAUGAAGAGUUGAGUUCUUUAUUGUCUAAAGAGCAGGAAAAUGAAAUGUAUAAUGGGAUUCAAGAGAACCCAUCUUUGGCUAAGGCUAGAGGUGAGACAGUAGAGUGGAUGCUCAAGGUUAUUGAAUAUUACUCUUUUUCAGCUCUCGCUGCGGUUCUUUCAGUUAACUAUUUGGAUAGGUUCCUCUGUGGGUUUCAGUCUCACAAUGAGAAGCCAUGGACAACUCAACUAGCAGAUGUGGCUUGUCUUUCUUUGGCUGCAAAAGUAGAGGAGACUCAAGUGCCUCUCCUUUUAGACUUCCAAGUGGAAGAGUCUAAACUUGUGUUUGAGGCAAAAACUAUUCAAAGGAUGGAGAUUUUAGUACUGUCCACACUGCAGUGGAAGACGAAUCCAGUGACCCCACUUCCAUUUCUUGAUUACAUUGCAAGGAGGCUGGGAUUGAAGAGCAAUUUGUUCUGUGAAUUUCUCAGGAGAUGCGAGUGCUUGCUUCUGUCAGUCAUUACUGGCGCAUCAAAUGCAUCCUGA
This is a messenger RNA of Fraxinus pennsylvanica, 714 nucleotides long. NCBI's taxonomy places the organism in Eukaryota, Viridiplantae, Streptophyta, Magnoliopsida, Lamiales, Oleaceae. The record is from the annotation of a GenBank genome assembly.